Messenger RNA from Ostrea edulis (European flat oyster), 1329 nucleotides. RefSeq names its product adhesion G-protein coupled receptor D1-like. Gene Ontology annotation, cellular component: membrane. The record is from RefSeq and is a predicted model, not a curated record. The transcript is spliced from 10 exons. Gene Ontology annotation, molecular function: G protein-coupled receptor activity. Gene Ontology annotation, biological process: cell surface receptor signaling pathway; adenylate cyclase-activating G protein-coupled receptor signaling pathway. Lineage: Eukaryota; Metazoa; Mollusca; Bivalvia; Ostreida; Ostreidae. The coding region runs from base 81 to 1007 and encodes 308 amino acids.
AAAUCAAAUGUACAUAUUUCAUUUUUGACAUUUUUCUCCCAUAAUUCAGGUUUGAAAAUCAUAUACUUUUUCUGAUGUAAAUGCUGAUUUCCUCCACAUAUAGAUCUGUUACUUCUGAGACCAGCAGGGUGAUUGAUAAGAUCACGGUGUUCCUUUGUCUUAGUAUCGCCAUGGCCUAUGCGUUGUUUCUAGCAGGAGUUGAUAAGACCCAAUACAAGGUCGGGUGUACGGUCAUUGCAGCACUUUUACAGUGUUUGUUUCUCUUGAUUUUCUUCCUGAUGUUGGCUAUGGGAUGGUAUUAUUUUGCCAGUUUAUCAUUGUUAAAGAUCUCUUUCUCCAAAGCUUCAAAAUUGAAAAGUAGAGCCAAUCCCAUGAGCAAAAUCACCUGGGGAAUAGUAACACUCAUGCCUAUCUUUAUUACUGCCGUCACUUUCGGGUCCGUUUAUUCCUCCGGGAAAAGCUAUCACUCAGAAACAAGUUGCUGGUUGUCCUUUGAAAGCGGAGCAUUAUAUGGUUUUAUCGCACCUGUUGCUCUUAUCGUUUUGGUCAAUAUCGUAAUUGUUAUCAGUUUAUCUGUGACGUUAUGCUCAUCUACAAUCGUGUCCAAGGGUGCAAAGAAACGGGCGUCAGCGGGUAUAAAAUCAAUCAGUAUCCUGUUACCUGUGCUUGGAGUUACCUGGGUCUUUGGACUUUUGUCAAUCAAUGAUGACACUAUCGUUUUACAAUAUGUAUUCUCCAUUUUGAACUCCUUCCAGGGGCUUUUCAUUUUUACCGCCAAGUGUAUUCUCAACAAAAAGGUUAGAAAAGCUUUCAUGAAGACAAUAAGCAAUAAGGAGACUGAAAGUUCUAGGAGUAAACCUCACAAAUCGCACAGUAACACCACUCACGUCACUAAUGUGGAUAAAUCCAGGAUCCAGUUUAGAGGAGUAGAAGCUGAGCAUAAUACCAUAAACAAGGACCUGAUUAUGGGAAUCUCAUUCAAGCCAAUUGAAAGUUCAGCUAUUUGAAAGGAUUUGGUGCAUAAAGAGAACAUUCCGUGAAACGUAUACACAUCGGUGCCAUGGUAUACUCGUUUAAGUACUCAAUUUACUUCAGUGCAUUGUAUGCUGUCGAAUGAAAUGUAAUUUACUCAUUAAAUAAAACAAAAGGUAUUUUAUCAAAUUUGAAUGUCUGUAUUGAAGUACAUGUAAUCAUCAAAAAAUAAAUUUCAGUUUUGUAAAUGCACGAGGGUGGGAACCGCGACGCUUCAACAUGUCGCAUGGAAAUUAGAUCGGUGUGAAGCGUCGCAGUUCAUACCCUCAUAUUUUCAAAAUUCAGUUUUUAUAUCAA